UUUUGGUUCUACUACCAUUCCGUAAUUCUGCUCUUGAUUUAGCAGAAAUAUUCAUACAAUUAUCUGGAGCUGAACAACAAGUACGUGCUGAGACGAAAUUGGAUGAAAUGUAUGAAGAGAAUCGCAAACGAUUUUUCGAUUCUUACGGUAUUUCCCCAGAUGAAGAAAAGAUUAACUUAAGCAAGCCAG
Racocetra fulgida is the source of this 189-nucleotide messenger RNA. NCBI's taxonomy places the organism in Eukaryota, Fungi, Glomeromycota, Glomeromycetes, Diversisporales, Gigasporaceae. The record is from the annotation of a GenBank genome assembly.